Messenger RNA from Epithele typhae, 3153 nucleotides. Its product is annotated as heavy metal translocatin. The coding region runs from base 1 to 3153 and encodes 1050 amino acids. Lineage: Eukaryota; Fungi; Basidiomycota; Agaricomycetes; Polyporales; Epitheliaceae. The record is from RefSeq and is a predicted model, not a curated record. The transcript is spliced from 6 exons. Gene Ontology annotation, cellular component: membrane. Gene Ontology annotation, molecular function: ATP binding; metal ion binding; ATP hydrolysis activity.
AUGGGAGGCUGCUGUGACAACCACACUUGCGGUGCUGAUGGCCAAGAAUCCAUUCGAGUUGAUCAAGUGGGCAACGAAGAACUCUUGAAUCUCUCGGCAGAUAUCGGAGAGAGCAAUGGCGGUCAUAGAAGACUCUUGAUAACUGCUGCUGUGGAAGAAACAGUUAUCGUCCAUGAUCACACCGGUCGUAAGACCUCAGAGGAAAGGCCCAACGAGGCCCCCGAUACCAACUGCUGCGAGGGGUCUCAAUGCGGAUGCGAUGACGCAUGCUUCGACGAGCUUGCCCGGGUUAUCUGUGCAGACGACGAGACCCACCUUCACGAACACGAAAGCAACUCCACCUAUAGCGACACCUGCUGCGACUCCGAGGCUGGCGGAGACACGGCAGUGAAGACCUACGAGCACUUUGGCGUGCGCAAGAGGUCCAAGAAGACCGUCUCGGAAUCCCACCACGGCUCUUCCAAGCCAGCCUGCGGCACACAUCGUUCCAUUGCCCGUAACCGCUACAACGACACUCUUGCGGCCUUCGGUUGCAUCUGCAAAGCGCUCCUCGCACGCGGUCUUCAGUCCUGCUGCACCACCACGACCCUUGGCCGCAGCGGGAAAGCGGUUGCCCAUUCCCAAACCAGCAAACGCAGCUCGCACCGCCUUGUUGCAGGCCGCACCAGCCACGACAGCACUCGACCUGCCUCUAUCGACUCCUGCUGUGACAAAGGUUGUUGUGACUCUCCAGCGCGCAGCAUCCGAAGCUUUCCCAACAACACCCAUGCGGACGCACGUUCUCUUAACGGCGCGAAGUUGGGCUCGCGGGUCUCGGUGGACACUUGUUGCCGCGGCGGGGGCUGCGGAGGAGAAGACGCUCAGAGCGAACAUACACACGAGAAGGGCGGGCACGCUAUUGUUGACAUCGAGAAGGCCGGGGCCCUUAUCGACGGGCAUGCGAUCUUAGCUAUCAAAGGGAUGACGUGCACUGGGUGCGAGAACAAGCUGAUCCGAACACUCGGGAAGAUCCCCACUAUCGCCAAUUUCAAGACGAGUCUUGUUCUCUGCCGUGCCGAGUUUGACUUCGAUAGCGGCGCCACCGACAUCUCCACGCUCGUCCAGCUCAUUGAGAAACGUUCAGGUUUCGAGGCAGAAGUCAUCACCGCGGCGUCGGUUCACGAUCUCCUUGUCAACGUCCCCAUUUUGCAGCGUGCAGGCUUCGUUGCUGCGGCGAAGCCCUUGGGGGUGGAAGCGAUCACUACCUCGGGGAAGGACACCUUCGUUGUCACCUACCAGCCGCAAGUUAUCGGUGCUCGUGAGAUCUUCAAGUACUACGACUCCUUCACCACGUCGCUUGCCCCAGAGCCGCUGGACCCCUCCAUUGCCGCGGGCGCGAAGCACAUCCGUUCCCUCUCUCUGCGCAUGGUCAUCUCCAUCCUUCUUACGAUCCCGGUGCUGGUCAUGACCUGGGCUCCGCUUCCUUCUAACCCGCGGGGCUACGGCAUAGCGUCGCUUGUCCUCGCUACCAUCGUCCAGACCGCGAUCACCGGACCGUUCUACAUCAGCUCAUUCAAGAGCCUCUUCUUCUCGCGUUUGGUCGAAACGGAGCUGCUUAUCGUUCUCAGCACAACCACGGCCUACGUUUACUCCGUCGUCGCCUUCGCUUAUGAGAUGGCGGGUCAGCCUCUCUCCACUGGACAGUUCUUCGAGACGAGCACCCUUCUCGUCACUCUUAUCAUGGUCGGACAAGUCGUGAGCGCCAUCGCUCGUCAGCGCGCCAUUGAGGCCAUCUCUAUCCGGUCACUCCAAGCACGCACCGCCAUCCUUCUCCUGUCCGAGGGGAAGGAAGAAGUUAUCGACGUCCGCCUCAUGCACUAUGGCGAUUCCUUCAAGGUUCUACCGGAUUCGGCGAUCAUCACCGACGGCGAGGUGCUCAGCGGCGUGAGCAGUGUCGACGAGUCGAUGAUGACGGGCGAGUCGCGUCCUGUGGACAAGGGCCCCGGCGACACUGUGAUCGCUGGAACUUCGAAUGGGCCCAGUCCUCUCGUCGUGAAGGUCACGCGCCUUCCCGGAGAGAACACCAUUAGCGACAUCGCGCGCAUGGUCGACGACGCACGGUUCUCGCGCGCCCGCGUGCAAGAGGCGGUCGACUGGAUCUGUGGAUGGUUCGUUCCCGUUGUCCUCGCCCUCGCGAUCAUCACCUUCGUCGUCUGGGUCGCCGUCGGGAUUGCGGUGCGCAAGCAGUCGGGUGGCGAGGCGGCCGUGACCGCGCUCACGUACGCCGUCUCGGUGCUCGCGGUCUCCUGUCCAUGCGCCAUCGGGCUCGCGGUCCCCAUGGUCAUCCUCAUCGCAGGUGGCGUUGGCGCAAAGUUGGGUCUCGUCUUCAAGGCAGCCACGACCAUCGAGCAGGCUCGCAAGGUUACGCACGUUGUAUUGGACAAGACGGGGACGCUCACCGAGGGCAAGCUCUCGGUCGUCGAUCGUUUCGUCGACAAUCAAAUCGAACAUGACGUCCUUUCUAUAGCGGCGCAGCUCGUUGCAUCCUCUCAUCAUCCAGUCGCGCGCGCGGUCGCGCUAGCCUCGGCACUACAAGCGAUCAGCGCAUCUGUCCAGGACAUUGAGAUGGUCACAGGCAAAGGCAUCCGGGCCACCUUCAACGGCAUGGAGCUCCGCGGAGGCAGCGCCCGAUGGCUCGAGCUUGGCGACGACCCCGCCGUGCAACCGUUUUUGGCGCAAGGCUACACCAUUUUUUGCAGAAGCAUCAAGGUCUCGGUCCUCAGCGGCGACCACCCCGCGGCAGUGCUCGCCACGGCGUCGGCCCUGGGCAUCCCGGCUGAACGCGUUCGGGCGAACUGCCUCCCCGCCGACAAGCAGGCGUACGUGAAGGCGCUGACGGACGCGGGCGAGACGGUGCUCUUCUGUGGUGACGGCACGAACGACGCCGUCGCGCUCGCGCAGGCCGCCAUCGCUCUCGGAUGCGGUGGCCGACGGAUCGCGCUCAACUUCGCGUGGGCGGCGCUGUACAACACCGUCGCGGUGCUCUUCGCCGCGGGCGCGUUCGUCCACGCGCGGAUCCCCCCGGCGUACGCUGGGCUCGGGGAGGUCGUCAGCGUCGUGCCCGUUGUCGCGGUCGCGCUUCAGCUGAAGUGGUUCAGGGCCACGGCCAUGUAA